AUUUUGAAAAAAAAGGGGAAAAAAAAGAGCAAAGGAGGGGGAGGAAACAUACCUUGUCGUGACGUGAAAAAUAGGGUACCUACGGUAGACCGGCUGCAACUUGGAAACCAAAAUAACAUCGAAAACAACUGAACGAUGAAAGCUUACUCUCUGUUGAUUGUCGUGCUAGUUUGCUGUGCUUCCUGGUCCACGGUAGAUGCUGUCAACAAGUCCAAGUUGCCUGCGUGGCACAUACGAUUCGCCCGCCAACAAGGACCCAACGCCUGUGUGGUAGAAGAAGUGCCUGGAACCAAAUGGAAAAUCUGGACCGAGUGUAAAUACUAUCUGCCCCGCAAGAUCUGUGGCCAGAAAACAGUACUUCGAUUUGAGUGUUGCGAAGGAUUCCAUCGCGUUCCCGGACAGGACGGUUGCGCAGGAGUGAAGCCAUUGAAGAACAUCUUGGAAACAGCACGUGAGUUGGGCGCUACAGAUUUCGUUCGCUAUGUCGAGGAAUCCGGUCUACAAAAAGAAUGGGCCCGCGAAGGGGCAUUUACGUUGUUCGCUCCGACGAACGAAGCCUUUGCUAAUAUCCCGCGUGAAUUGCGCGCUCGCGUUGACUCGUUCCGCGGGAACAUCGAAAACCCGAUCCUGCGUUACCACGUUUCCGAUCGCAAAGUUACGUCCGAUACUUUCCAAGCUGAUCUGACCAUCCCGACUCUGUACAAUGGCAAUCGUCUACGUAUCAACAAAUAUUCCAGCGGGAUGCUGACUGUCAACUGCCGCACGAUCGUGCGAAAGGAUCAGGAAGCCACAAACGGUGUCGUUCACAUGAUCGACAGUCUACUUGAUCCCGGUGCGGUUAUGAGUCGAGAUGUUUCGGAAAUUGUAUCUUCGGAUGGACGAUUUUCAGUGCUAGCCAAAGCUAUGGAAGAGUCAGCUUUCUUCAACAAACUGCGCGCGGCCGGCAAUGCGGCCAUCACCAUCCUGGCACCUUCGGAUGAGGCCUUCCAAAAAAUCCCAGCUUCUCGUCUCGAUGCUAUUUUGAAGGAUAAAGAAGCUCGACUUGCUCUGUUGCAGAACCACGUUUUGGUGCAUCCCCUGUGCGCUCCGGCCAUCAUCGACGAUCACAGUAUGCGGACGUUUGCUGGUAAUCGUCUGCGUUUAGAGUGUGAUGCACAGGGUGUCAGCGUAGAAGGAUCCCGUUUGCGCAAUGACUUUGUUCUCGGAUCCAACGGACUCGUUCACAUGAUGGACGAUGUUCUUCUACCCAAUCGAGCUAAAAAUCUUCUUGAACUGGCUGAAUCUGAGAGGCUCACCACUUUCAUGGAACUGGUCAAAAUCGGUGGAGUGGAAGAAGCUUUCUCCAAAUUCGGUGCCUACACCAUCUUCAUCCCGUCCGAAGCGGCUUUUUACUCGCUACCAGAAGAAGUUUUGCAAGAUAUGCGUUCGAGCCAAGAGAAAGCCCAGGCGGCCAUCCUCUACCACGCUACGCAGGGCAGGUUGCUCACCAACAAAAUCAAAGACAGCGAGAUCGUCAUGUCUCUGGACGAAGAAAACCCUCUGCGCUUGAGCGUUUACCGCAAAGCAAUUGGAGUCGAAUGCGCCGUCGUUGAGAAAGCCGAUAUGGAAGGCCAGAAUGGUGUUAUUCACAUCAUCAAUCGUGUCAUGAUUCCAGCCAACAUUUCAGCCGGCGAUUUGCUACGACGCGAGGGCAACUUCAAGACAUUCCUCCAAGCCAUGGAAUUGGUGAUGACGGGCAGCGACGCCCUCGAUCUAUCCGCCGGUGGCAUAUCGUCCACGUUUUUCGUGCCGACAGAUGCUGCGUUUGAAGAAUUGGGUGCGACAGUGAUCGAGGACGCUCUAAAGAAUCGCUCCUUUUUGAAAACGAUCGUGGCUAAUCACGUCGUCCCGGGACUGUUCAAUUCCGACUCCUUCAAAACCAAUCUGAUCUACAAGUUGCCUUCGAUGCUUGGAACGCUGGAUGUCCGUCGAAUUGAAAACAUCCUCAAAGUAAGGGAAGCAUCAGUCAUCAAAACUGAUUUGAUGAACACCAAUGGCGUCAUCCACGUCAUCGAUAAAGUGUUGAUGCCAGAAAUGGACGAGCCGGCUGAACCCCUCGUGCAAAUUCGUGGAGAUGGAGCUAAUUUUUAAGGAAACCUUUUUUUGUUUUUUUUUUUGUUUGUUUCAAAAGAAUCUUCUUCUAAUUUUCCUGCUCGUUACACUCUACGCGCGUUUGAAAUUCUCGCGCUUUUUCGUUCAUCCCCCUCCGCCUAUAAUCUCUCGAAUCCACUAAUGGUAUACCUCUAUUCCCGCCGUAUACUUGUUUCAAAGGUGGAAAGCAUUUACACCCUCCUACAGGACACGCUUGAAUGUUAGCCUUUCACUUUUAUCAACUGAUCGUUUCUCUAACCAUCUUCUGUGCCUGCAAAUAUCUUUAUUUUUAUUUGUCCCCACUGUUAGUUUGGCCAUUGGCUCUUUAGCCGGCGUUUAAAGGAAACAUGUACACCUUAUAUCCGAAUGGUCAUCAACGUCUUAUCUAAAACCAGAUUAUUCAUAGUUUUAUUAAGGAAGUGGCUUGGAAAAAAAAAAUUCAUGUAGCUAAUCCACUCAUACGGUUGCCCCAGUGUUCAAACGCUUUUUCGUUUUCUUUUUCAACUACUCGUUUUGAGAUCAUUUGAUGUCCUGGUUCCAUAUGGUCAACUGGACGUCAUUCAGCUUCAACAUUUGAUUUUUAUCAUGCAAUUCGAAUACGUAUAUUACCUAACAUAGGGCAAUUAAACCAUAAAUACUCAGACGAAUCUUUUUUGGUUUUUGCAUUUUAGCUUUCUGUGGUUCUCUCUAAUUGUAUGCACAUCCACUUGAAAUCAAAACAUAAAGUCGAUGGCAAAUGGUUCAAAUAAAAAUGAAGCCAUCCCAAGCCACAAUAUUCAAGUUUCCCCCUCUUUUAACAAGUUGAAUAUUAAAAAACAAAACAAAAUCUAACUUUUCCCCCAACCUUCUUUCUAUCUGGAAAUGUAAGACCCAUUUGGUUGUGUAACCCACUUUGUUUAAAAGUCUGUAAAGCUUUUUAAAAAUG
This is a messenger RNA of Daphnia magna, 3055 nucleotides long. Its product is annotated as transforming growth factor-beta-induced protein ig-h3. Gene Ontology annotation, cellular component: extracellular matrix. The transcript is spliced from 14 exons. Gene Ontology annotation, molecular function: cell adhesion molecule binding. The record is from RefSeq and is a predicted model, not a curated record. Gene Ontology annotation, biological process: cell adhesion; extracellular matrix organization. Lineage: Eukaryota; Metazoa; Arthropoda; Branchiopoda; Diplostraca; Daphniidae. Bases 136 to 2130 code for a protein of 664 amino acids.